This is a messenger RNA of Podarcis raffonei (Aeolian wall lizard), 930 nucleotides long. RefSeq names its product olfactory receptor 10AG1-like. Gene Ontology annotation, biological process: G protein-coupled receptor signaling pathway. The transcript has a single exon. The record is from RefSeq and is a predicted model, not a curated record. The coding region runs from base 1 to 930 and encodes 309 amino acids. Gene Ontology annotation, cellular component: membrane. Lineage: Eukaryota; Metazoa; Chordata; Lepidosauria; Squamata; Lacertidae. Gene Ontology annotation, molecular function: olfactory receptor activity; G protein-coupled receptor activity.
AUGGCACGAGAUAAUCACACUGCGUUUUCUGACUUCAUUCUCCUUGGAUACUCAAAUCUCCCAGAUCUCCAAGGUUUGCUCUUUUCUGUGUUCCUGAUCACAUAUUCAGGCAUUCUAAUUGGAAAUGGACUAGUCAUUUAUGUUACAAUAUCCGACCCUGCCCUUCACACUCCUAUGUAUUUCUUUUUGAGGAACCUGUCUUUCCUGGAGAUCUGCUACACCUCAGUCACUGUGCCGAAUAUGGCGGCCAAUUUAGUGGCAGAAAAGAGCAACAUUUCUUUCAUUGGCUGUGCUGCCCAGAUCUACUUCCUACUUAUACUAGGAGGCACAGAGUGCUUCCUAUUGACUGCCAUGGCUUAUGACCGAUAUGUAGCCAUAUGUAACCCCUUGUAUUAUAAGCUCAUCAUGAACAAGCAAUUCUGUUUGGUACUCAUCACUGGAUCAUUGGUUGUCAACAUGUCCAUACAUGCAGGACAAAUAUAUCUAGUGUUCACCUUGCCCUUUUGUGACUCUCAUGAAAUUAAUAACUUAUUCUGUGAUGUACCCCCACUGCUUGAUCUGGCCUGCGGUGACACCAAUGUUAACCAGUUAAUUGUGUUUGCAGCUGCCGUAGUUUUCUUGAUCAUCCCUUUUUCCCUUAUCUUUGCUUCUUAUGUGAAAAUAAUUUCUGCUAUUCUGAAGAUGCCUUCAGCAGACGGUCGGAAGAAAGUGUUCUCCACUUGCUCCUCACACCUUAUUGUCGUAUCUCUCUUUUAUGGCUCAGCAACUAUUGUAUAUUUGAGUCCUAGGUCAAAGGAGACAGAAGACAUUAAUAAGUUGCUUUCCUUGUUCUAUACCAUUUUAGUUCCUAUGUGUAACCCAAUCAUAUAUAGCCUGAGAAACAGGGAAGUGAAAGUGUCCCUGAGAAAAUUGCUGGGUAGAAAAAUGUGA